Messenger RNA from Wyeomyia smithii (pitcher-plant mosquito), 2205 nucleotides. RefSeq lists its product as uncharacterized. The record is from RefSeq and is a predicted model, not a curated record. Bases 1 to 2205 code for a protein of 734 amino acids. NCBI's taxonomy places the organism in Eukaryota, Metazoa, Arthropoda, Insecta, Diptera, Culicidae. The transcript has 2 exons.
AUGCGUAAAAUUGUUGAUGACGGCACACCCGGAAUUAAAAGAUGUUUUCUGCCUCACCACCCAGUUGUGAAGGAGGAGAGCACCACUACGAAGCUUCGUGUGGUGUUUGAUGCGUCCUGCAGGGCUUCUAAAGGGAUUUCUGUGAAUGAGGCUCUACUAGUGGGUCCUGUUAUUCAGCAGGAUCUACGAUCAAUUGUUCUUCGUUGCAGAAUGCGUCAAAUCAUGCUCGUUUCGGACGUCGAAAAAAUGUUUCGGCAAAUAAGAAUAAACCCAGCUGAUGCUCCUCUCCAAAGUAUUUUAUGGCGGUUCAGAGAGGAAGAUGAGGUGGAAACGUAUGAGUUAAAGACAGUUACAUACGGUACGAAACCGGCACCGUUUUUAGCAACGCGAACACUUAAGCAGCUAGCGAUAGAUGAAGCGGAACGUUAUCCUCUGGCAGCAAACGUUAUUAAAAACGAUAUCUACAUGGAUGAUGUGAUUACAGGCGCCGAUGAUGUCGAAACAGCUACAAGGCUGCGAUUGCAACUGGAUGCAAUGCUGGAAAGUGGAGGAUUCCGAUUGAGGAAAUGGGCAUCGAACUGUGUAGCAGUAUUGAAGGAUAUUCCGAAAAACAAUUUGGCGCUCCCAGAGACAAAUGGCAUCAGCUGGGAGCAGGAUUCUGCAGUUAAGGCUUUAGGUUUAACUUGGUUACCAAAAUCAGACACGUUAAGGUUUAGUUUCGUCAUUCUCGAGCUGGCGCCAGAUCAAACACUAACCAAAAGGAAGGUCCUUUCGAUUAUUGCAUCAUUCUUUGACCCUUUGGGUCUCCUAGGAGCCACGAUCACGAAGGCUAAAAUUUUUAUGCAACGUUUAUGGAGUGCGAAAAAUACAAAUGGGCAUGCAUUGGAGUGGGACUCGCCUCUUACCGAGGCUCUUGAGGCAGAUUGGCGGAUUUACCAUCAGCAGUUGGCCUUGUUAAAUGAGUUGCGCAUUCCGAGAUGCGUAAUUGCAUCCGCAGCAGCAUCAGUUCAAAUUCACUGUUUUUCUGAUGCGUCUGAACGAGCAUACGGUGGAUGUGUGUACGCAAGAUCUAUGGAUGCAAACCAGUUGGUCACAGUUAAGCUUCUUACUGCCAAAUUUAAGGUAGCUCCAUUAAAAACUCAAAGCCUACCGCGACUCGAAUUAUGUGGCGCUAGACUAGUUGCGGAAUUAUGGGAAAAGGUGACGGAAGCAAUCGGACCAAAUUAUGAAGUGCAUUUUUGGACGGAUUCCACUUGUGUUCUACGGUGGAUCCAAGCUUCCCCAGGAACCUGGGUUACGUAUAUAGCAAAUCGCGUAUCUAAAAUCCAACCCAUAACAGAGGAGCACACUUGGCAUCAUGUACCAGGCUUGAGCAACCCGGCUGACUUAAUUUCGCGUGGAGUAACGCCAGAAGUAUUAAUUGAUAACAGUUUGUGGUGGGAGGGACCAGAUUGGUUAAAACAAGAAAAAGACCAAUGGCCCCAAGGGCAGGAAAAUCUUUCGGAAGGAGUGCUAGAAGGAAGACGAAUUGCGGCUGCUGUGGUGGCAGUCAACGAGAAUGGGUUUAUGCAUGAGUACAUUGCUAGAUUUUCAUCAUACACCAGGUUAUUGCGAGUAACUGCUUACUGUUUGCGCUUAAAGGCAAGGGCAAUGCCAAAGGAAAAUAGAUGUUUCAUAACAACAGCGGAAUUAAGAGAAGCAGAGUUUGCCAUUAUUCGGAGGGUCCAACAGGACACGUUCUUCGAGGAUUUAAAACGGCUAAGAAAAGGCGAGGCUGUUUCACGUCAUUCUUUACUAAGAUGGUUUAAUCCAAAAAUAGCGGAAAACGGUAUACUACGGAUAGGUGGGCGGUUAGAACAUUCUCAAGAGCCAGCAGAUGCUAAACAUCCGAUGGUUUUACCGGCGAAGCAUGUGCUGACAGAACUUAUACUAUUGCAUUAUCACCAAAAUUUGAUGCACGCAGGCCUUCAGUUGUUACUAGCUACUGUUAACCAACUCAUACCGCCGUUUGUGGAAGAUGGUGAAGGACCGACCGCUUCACGGUGGGAGAAGUGGCGAGAACAUUUUGAUGCUUAUCUGGCAUGGAAGGGCGUAGAAGAUCAUGAGGAAAAAUUCAAAUCUCUCAUGCUGUUCGGAGGACAAGAUGUCCGUAAAAUAAUAUCGGAGGUUCAACCCAACGACGACCAUCUGUUGGGAAAUCGCUAG